AUGAUAGCUCUUCAGCAAGUUCGUAGAAAUGUGAUCUUCGUCAGCGAUGCAACGGCGAGCGAGAAUGCUAUAGAGGAAACGCGAAAGCAGUCUGCCAGCAUAUUCUUACAAAACUUGGAUAGGAUUUCCAAGAUGGGAAUCUUGGAUGAUACAGUUGAUAUCGAGUUUAAGGAUAUGGAAGGACCAGACUCCACGUUCAAUUCUUUUUUAAAAACAUCGAAAGGCGAGGAAUUUAUAAAAACGAACCAACGUAGGAGUACAGUCGCUGAUCGUAAAUCCAGUAUAUUUAUAUCGAGCGUUCCAGCUACAGGCACAAUUACGCAUGACAUAAAACGUAAGUGGUUACGCAUAGAUGAAAACGAGACAUCUGUCGAACACCUAUCGGCCGGGAGCACAUCUUCAAAGAGAGAAGGCUCAGAAAAUAUCGGGGUGCAAAGUAUGCAGAUGGAUGUACCGCCAAUUGAUUCUUUCACGCCGCUGGAGGCCGCUGCUAUUUCGUGCGUGUUGCAAGAAUUUCUUGAGCAACUCGCCACGUUCGGCUUCGUGAUACCGGCCGACGUCGAUCCGCGCUGGGACGACACGUUCAAGACGAUCGACGAGACGUACGGGGUACCCGACGAGCCUAGAACGAUCUUUAGAGAAGACAUGGACUUGUUACCGCUGAUACCUACCGCGAGUGAAAAAAUGCAGAGAGACAGGAACUAUUUGCAGAAGGUUCUCAAAAGAAUCUUUCGUGACGUGAGGUACAGCCGAAGAUUCGACACUCUGCAAGAGGAAAUUAAUAAUAUCGCGAAGAAGCAAGAAGACGAGCAUAAUCUCGAGGUGAACGCGCAAAUAUGGCGUAGCCAAGCCGAGCAACUUCGGGAGUUGUUGGAGUCCGAUAAAAAGGCGAACGAAGAAGACAGAAAGGAGACCACAAAUCUCGCUCAGGAAAGCGACGCGCAGGUCGAUCAUGCGAUAUUCUUGAACAGCGCAAAACUAAGUUACGCGGAAAGAUGGGCAAAGGCUAGAUUAGAACAACAGGAUCUCAAACUGAAGCUGCAAAAGACGGAUAUACUGAACAAGCUGAGCAACUACACGAAGAAAUAUAGCGCCGAAGAAAUUGUCUCGGCGGAGAUAACCGCUUACUUAGAAGCAGAUAUAAAGGAUAAAGAAGAGCAAGUAAUCGAGUGGACGAAAAGAUACAACGAGGAAAUCGUGUUACGACAGCAGGAGAUAGAUAAGCUGAAGGAUACUUCAGAAAUCUAUUUUUAUCCGCGGUAGAUAGAAAUAGAAAAACAGAAAUUUGACAUAGAAGAAAUGCGCGCUUUGAGAGACAAACGACAAGAAUUUAUCGAUGAGUGCAUCGCUGAAGAGAAGAGAAUUCAGGAAGAGACGAGGUAUCAAGAGAAGCUGAAUAAAGCCGCGACUAUUAUUCAGACAAUAUGGAGAAGUUACAUGGCACGGCAUAAAUUAGGGAAAUACAAGGAUUUAAAAAAACAUAUGAAGAUUGGUAAAAAAUCGAAAAAACCAAAAAAAGCGGCCGAUAAGAAGAAAAGAUGAGAAGUAUGCUCGACUCUAGAAAGUUCGAAGAAAAAAGGCCUUGAUGCCUGAGCAAAUGAGAGAUUUGAUAUUUUGAUAUAUUUAUAACUCGCAUUUCGUUGAAGAAAGAUUCCGCCUUUUAUACACACUAUCAUAUAUACAUAUAUAAUG
Molecule: messenger RNA, 1692 nt
Organism: Odontomachus brunneus
Lineage: Eukaryota; Metazoa; Arthropoda; Insecta; Hymenoptera; Formicidae
Exons: 6
Coding region: 1-1263 (420 amino acids)
Biological process (GO): cilium organization
Cellular component (GO): motile cilium; cytoplasm
Source: RefSeq, a predicted model, not a curated record